Rangifer tarandus platyrhynchus (Svalbard reindeer) is the source of this 1557-nucleotide messenger RNA. The record is from the annotation of a GenBank genome assembly. Lineage: Eukaryota; Metazoa; Chordata; Mammalia; Artiodactyla; Cervidae.
AUGGACGCUGAUGAGGGUCAAGACAUGUCCCAAGUUUCAGGGAAGGAGAGCCCACCGGUGAGUGACACCCCAGAUGACAGCGAUGAACCCAUGCCUGUCCCUGAAGACCUCUCCACCACGUCUGGGGGCCAGCAGAGCUCCAAGAGCGAGCGCGGACUGGCCGGUAAUGUUAAAGUAGAGACUCAGAGUGAUGAAGAGAAUGGGCGUGCCUGUGAAGUGAAUGGGGAAGAGUGUGCGGAGGACUUGCGGAUGCUCGAUGCCUCCGGAGAGAAAAUGAAUGGCUCGCACAGUGUCCAAGGCAGCAAAGCCUUGUCAGGAGCUGGAGGCAUUCGACUCCCUAACGGCAAACUAAAGUGUGAUGUCUGUGGGAUCAUUUGCAUCGGCCCCAAUGUACUCAUGGUCCACAAGAGAAGCCACACUGGAGAGCGACCAUUCCAGUGCAACCAGUGCGGGGCCUCCUUCACGCAGAAAGGCAACUUGCUCCGGCACAUCAAGCUGCACUCGGGGGAGAAGCCCUUCAAGUGCCACCUCUGCAACUACGCAUGUCGCCGGCGGGACGCCCUCACCGGCCACCUGAGGACACACUCCGUUGGUAAGCCUCACAAAUGUGGAUAUUGUGGCCGAAGCUAUAAACAGCGGAGCUCUUUGGAGGAACACAAAGAGCGUUGCCACAACUACUUGCAAAGCAUGGGCCUCCCAGGCGCGCUCUACCCAGUCAUUAAAGAAGAAACUAAUCACAGUGAAAUGGCAGAAGAUCUGUGCAAGAUGGGAUCGGAGCGCUCCCUCGUGCUGGAAAGAAUAUCUAACGUCGCCAAACGUAAGAGCUCUAUGCCUCAGAAAUUUGUUGGGGACAAGUGCCUGCCGGAACUGCCCUACGACGGCAGUGCCAGCUACGAGAAGGAGAAUGAGAUGAUGCAGACACAUGUGAUAGACCAGGCCAUCAACAACGCCAUCAGCUACCUGGGGGCUGAGUCCCUGCGCCCCCUGGUGCAGACGCCCCCCGGCAGCUCCGACGUGGUCCCGGUGCUCAGCCCCAUGUACCAGCUCCACAAGCCGCACGCCGAGGGCCCCGCGCGCUCCAGCCACUCAGCCCAGGACGGCGCUGUGGAGAACCUGCUGCUGCUCCCGAAGGCCAAGUCCGCACCCUCGGAGCGCGAGGCGUCCCCGAGCAACAGCUGCCAAGACUCCACGGACACGGAGAGCAACGCGGAGGAGCAGCGGGGCGGCCUCAUCUACCUGACCAACCACAUCGCGCCCCACGCGCGCAACGGCCUGCCCAUCAAGGAGGAGCACGCGGCCUACGACGUGCUGCGCGCGGCCUCCGAGGGGCCCCCGGACGCGCUGCGCGUGAUCGGCACGGGCGGGGAAGCCCUCAAGGUGUACAGGUGUGAACACUGCCGCGUGCUCUUCCUGGACCACGUCAUGUACACCAUCCACAUGGGCUGCCACGGCUUCCGAGACCCCUUCGAGUGCAACAUGUGCGGCUACCACAGCCAGGACCGCUACGAGUUCUCGUCCCACAUCACGCGCGGGGAGCACCGCUUCCACAUGAGCUAA